Molecule: messenger RNA, 1195 nt
Organism: Bombus pyrosoma
Lineage: Eukaryota; Metazoa; Arthropoda; Insecta; Hymenoptera; Apidae
Gene: 7B2
Exons: 5
Coding region: 166-855 (229 amino acids)
Biological process (GO): neuropeptide signaling pathway; regulation of hormone secretion
Cellular component (GO): secretory granule
Molecular function (GO): enzyme regulator activity
Source: RefSeq, a predicted model, not a curated record
GAAAGCGUGGAUCAAUACCACGAUUCCGCACGAGCACAGCGCCGCUUCCGGUUGGCAAAGAUACCUGUACUCCCGAAUCCGAACUCUAACACUCGCGAAAUCUACUCGAGAAUCUCUUCGUCGUCCCAUCUUGUGAUUAUUCCACGAUUAUUGCCAUCACACAAAAUGUAUUGGGUCCUGUUUCUUUCCGUGGCUGUUACUGUUCAAGCAUCGGUAUAUUUGUCUCCGCCACUUAAGGAAGAGCAAUUGUUAACUGAUACUCUUCUCCGAGAACUGAUCAAUCAAAUGGGAAACGAACUGGUGGAUACAGCAGAUUCUUAUCUGGAAUAUCAAGACAAACCGAAAGAAAUUCCUAUGGAAUUACCUGCUGACUAUGAUGGUAUAGACACUUUGAACCCCAAUCCUAGCAUUCGCGAUCAGGAGUAUUUGCAACAUAGCACGUUAUGGAGUCACCAACGUGUCAAUAAUAACGAUAAGGUGGAUGAUAGACAGAGAAUUAAACCUGGAAGCAUAAAGAAUAUCAAGGAUGAGAAAGAGAAUGCUUUGCCUGCAUAUUGCACACCACCGAAUCCUUGUCCGGUUGGAUAUACGAGUGAAAAUAAUUGUAUCGUGAAUUUCGAAAAUACAGCGGCAUUCAGCCGGGAUUAUCAAAGCGCGCAAGAUUGUAUGUGUGACACGGAACACAUGUUGGAUUGUCCGGUUGACUCCGCAAACAGCAACAGUAUGCCAAGCAUGCAUAUCCCAAACUCUAAUUUCAACCAAAUCGUCGAUCAAUUCCAAGCUGAAGAAAAUCCGUUUUUCCGAGGUGAAAAAUUGCCGAUCGCGGCGAAGAAAGGUUUAAAUGUCGUCUAUUAAAAUACCGGGUAUAUUCCACUGGAGACUAUUAAGAUGCAAGGAUUGCGAAACUUUACAGUAUUUUAACAUAUAUCAAAAAACAUCCUCAGUCGGAAGUGUGAUUCAGUAAAAGCAAAAACACAGAGAAGCAUAAAUGAAUCUGCAGCUAGAACAGAUUUUACAUAAUCUGGAAACCUGGUGCUAAAUAAAAUUACAUAAAUAUUUUAAUAUCAUAUUACUAAUUUUAAUGCAGAGUAACGACUUCAAAUCAGUGUAUAUAUAUAUUAAACAAGAGAUAUAUUAAAUAUUCUAAAUGUGUUAUGUUUUUAAGAAAUAUAUAUAUUCUGCUGCUAAAAAUAAA